This is a messenger RNA of Diprion similis, 2019 nucleotides long. Its product is annotated as pelle-like serine/threonine-protein kinase pik-1. The transcript has 5 exons. Gene Ontology annotation, biological process: protein phosphorylation. Gene Ontology annotation, molecular function: ATP binding; protein kinase activity. NCBI's taxonomy places the organism in Eukaryota, Metazoa, Arthropoda, Insecta, Hymenoptera, Diprionidae. Bases 200 to 1651 code for a protein of 483 amino acids. Gene Ontology annotation, cellular component: plasma membrane. The record is from RefSeq and is a predicted model, not a curated record.
UGGCAGAUUUAAUUAAUCGUGAAUCGUCUGAUAACAAUUUCGUAUAAUUUAUUGAAGUCAACUGUAGAUUCGCCGACAUCGAAUUAGUCGUCAUUUGGACGUUCUGCACUUUUCCUAUUUUCAUUUCUUAAACGUCACGGAAAUUCCAGGAAGACAACUCAUACCAGGAAACUCUUGGAUAAAUUAUCAACAGCGUAAAAUGGCUCAGAAUCGUUGUUACAAAGAGAUAGUUUACGUUUAUGAAUUGCCGUUUGAACCACGUGAUGAGCUGUGCAGGAGUUUAAAUGAGAGCGGGAAAUGGAUGGACUUUGCAGAUCGUAUAAGAUGUGACAGCGAAACUAAACGGAAAUGUGGAUCCGAAAACGAUCCAAUGAAUGCAUUACUCACUGUGUGGAGUCGUGGGUGUCCUAGGAUAUCAGAUUUAUAUCUUCUGCUGAACGAAAUGCAACAGUCCAAAUUGAUGGAUAUGAUGAAAAAAUUCGUUAGCAAAGAGCAUCACAACCUGAUAGAUAAGGGCAAAGAAAAUGCUGAUAUAAUUUCCGGCCACAAGGGUAGAAACUCAAAUUCGAGAGACUGCAAGAUCGGUUCGCAAAAUUUUAAUCAGAGUGAGCCAGCUAUAUCUAAAAAUAAAAAAUUUUUGGUUCAUGAACUUAAGAACCACGGGGAUACAACAAAAAUAUCAAACAACCCUUCUAGUUUCUCAUCAUCCAACGAUUCGUCAGACCAACAGGCAGAAGCUGGAACUUCGAAGAUUAUUAAUAAAAAUAUCUCACCAAUCAAAUCAACCUUGCUCAAAGUUCCGUAUGAGGAUUUGAAAGUUGCUACGAUGGGUUGGAAAACUGUACUGGGUGAAGGUAGUUUCGGAACAGUAUUUAGAGGCAAAUUGAAAAAUAGGCUGGUGGCAAUUAAAAGAAUGGACAAACAGAUAGCUGAUACUAUUCAGGACAACAAUAUACAACGACAACAGUUGCUGAAGGAAAUGGUGAUUCUGAACGUGUACAGGCAUGAUAAUAUCAUAAAUCUAUUCGCUUGCUGCAUGGGCAGGGAAAUGCCUUGUCUGGUGUAUCAACUCAUGGAAAAUGAUACAUUGAAAAACCAGCUUGAAAGGAAAAAGAAAAAAAGUCCUCUGACUUGGCUACAAAGGCAUGAAAUAGCUAAGGGUAUCGCCCGAGGCAUACAAUUUUUGCACACUGGUGGGAAAAGGCCACUUAUUCAUUGCAACAUCAAGAGCGCUAACAUCUUUUUGGACAAGAAUUUCGAACCUAAAAUCGGAAAUUUUCGAUUAGCCGAAGAACUCAAAAAUGAUAACAUGAAAGUGAGCAGAAUCAGCGUUACAACAGCUCAUUUACCAGACGAUUAUUUGCACAGUAGAGAGCUGUCGACUAAAGUUGAUAUGUACAGUUAUGGUAUUGUAUUAAUUGAACUAGCCACUGGCAAAACAGCAUCCGAUGGAAACAUUAGGGCUCUGAAGGAAAUGGUAGACAAUGAGGAAGGAAAAUUUAUACCUUUUUUGAAAGAUCUUGAUGUGGAAGAGACAUACGAAGAAGUGUAUGAUAUACUGAUUACUUUAGGAAAACGCUGUUCCAAAAGUAAGCCUGAAGAUAGAUUACAUAUGAUGUUAGUCCUUCAAAAACUCAAUGAAUUACACUGAAAAUAAUGUAACAUUGGUAAAAAUAUUGUUUCGUCAUUUUUUACCUCUGAGACAGAUCUACAAAAGUUAUGUUACUAAGUAUAAGGCCAUACAUCUCAUUACAUUUUCCAUAUAGUAUAUUUAUGUUAAACGAUUAUACCAUGUGAAAGUACUCUGAAUGCAGAUUAAGAUUUUUUACUAUUAAGUUGGAAAUUGGAAAAAUAAUUUUGUUUUGGACGUUCUGAAAAUUGACAAAAUCCUGUAAUUCCAGCUUUCAAUAUUGGUCCUCAUUCAUAGGUUAGUCACUAGUCAUAUCAGAAAAUGCCUUGUAAAGAUAAGUCAUGAAAAUUACCUAUUUUUAUAGUCUUUAUUAGAGCCGAAAUGAACUG